AUGACGCUGUUUUGUGACAGUGAAGAAGUGAUCCACACUACGGAGGGUGUGGCCUGGGAAGACAGAGAUGUUCCAGGAGCAAUGGUUGGAAAUGUGGUACACACACGGAUUACCAGUCCGCUGCGCCUGUUUGUUAAGCAACCUCCGGGUCCAAAGCCUGCAUAUACAGACAGUAUGGAAAACUUUUGGGAUUGGCUGGCCAACAUCACGGAGAUUCAGGAGCCACUGGCAAGAACUAAAAGACGGCCAAUAGUGAAAACAGGAAAAUUUAAGAAAAUGUUUGGCUGGGGUGACUUCCAUUCUAACAUUAAGACCGUUAAACUUAACCUACUCAUCACAGGGAAAAUUGUCGACCACGGAAAUGGAACGUUCAGUGUUUAUUUCCGACACAAUUCAACAGGCCUGGGCAAUGUUUCAGUGAGCUUGGUACCUCCUUCUAAAAUAGUGGAAUUUGAGGUAUCCCCCCAGUCUACCUUGGAGACCAAGGAAUCCAAAGCUUUCAACUGCCGUAUUGAGUAUGAAAAAACAGAUCGGGCAAAGAAGACCGCUCUGUGCAAUUUCGACCCUUCCAAGAUCUGCUACCAGGAGCAGACACAGAGCCAUGUGUCCUGGUUAUGUUCCAAACCCUUUAAGGUUAUCUGCAUUUACAUUGCUUUUUACAGCAUUGAUUAUAAACUUGUGCAAAAGGUUUGCCCUGACUACAAUUACCACAGUGAGACACCAUACUUAUCUUCUGGAUGA
Alexandromys fortis (reed vole) is the source of this 741-nucleotide messenger RNA. RefSeq names its product neurexophilin 2 (gene Nxph2). The record is from RefSeq and is a predicted model, not a curated record. Gene Ontology annotation, molecular function: signaling receptor binding. NCBI's taxonomy places the organism in Eukaryota, Metazoa, Chordata, Mammalia, Rodentia, Cricetidae. The transcript is spliced from 2 exons. Bases 1 to 741 code for a protein of 246 amino acids.